UUUCUUCGUGUUUACUCCCCUCGUUACCAAGAACCCGUUCGUCUAGCCCACUUCUGAUUCGUUCCAAGUGAAAUAAGCUGGUCAGUGAAUAGCGAAAGAAAACAGAAACCAGCCUCCCUUGUUCAGCCAUGGAUCGUGUCCAUCUUAGCAGGGGUCUGGAGGAAAGGCGGCGUGUGCUCUCUUUCGCCCUCCCAGUCCAGCUCCUCUUCUCAUCUCCAGGCCUAGGAGAUGCGCUGCUCCACCCUUCAUGACCGGGCGAAGGUACCGUCGUCCCUGACCCAUCCCAUUACCUUACCGCAAGGCAGGGCCCCAAGGUAGUGUAGCACAGGCACUAAGGUAGAGAGCCCAGUCAGUGUCCACUGCCCCCAGUUCCCAUGUCGUGUUCCAUUGCGCCCAUCUCUGUAUAUAAGUUCAUUUCCUCCAGGCCAUCCCGUCUCCCGUUUCCCUUUCCCUCCUCACCCACACUCACUCAUUCAGUACCGACCCAGACUUUUUAGUCGCUUUCACUCGUUAACCCAACCACCUAAUCCUCAACUCGCAUCUACAACUCUUUCGAGUCUUAAUACCAAGUUCUCCUCCCCAAACAACCGUCAAAAUGAAGUUCUCCGCUGCCGCCCUUGUCCUCGCCGCCACCGGCGCCAUGGCCAACAAGAACGUCACCUACGUCACUGAGGUCGUCUCUGCCUACACCACCUACUGCCCUGGUCCCACUGUCAUCUCCCACGCUGACAAGACCUACACCAUCACCAAGGCCACCACCCUGACCAUCACUGACUGCCCCUGCACUGUCACCAAGCCCGUCCUCACCUCCUCCAUCGUCAAGUGCGAGAACUGCGCCGCCCCCACCAAGAACGGCACCAUCCCCGUCGCUACUCCCGCCCUCAGCAAGACCACCGUCGCCGGCACCGCCGCCAUUACCCCCACCAAGCCCGUCUCCGUCCCUACCGCCGGUGCUGGCAAGGCCGCUGCCCUCUCUGGCGCCGGUCUGGCCGGUGUCCUCGGAUUCGCUGCUUUCGUCCUCUAAAUCAAUAUUCACGUCUCGCCAUCCACGUCUCCCCCUACGAUCUUUGACGUACGAUAAUAUUUUAAUUUUCGUGGGGAGCCUACGACACCUAAUGACUGGAGCGCGGUUGUGAACCCAUCCGAUACGCAAUCGACUUGAUGGGUACUUUUUUUGGAUGGGAGUUUUGGGAGUCUCCUUGGAUAGGGAGAGCUUGGGAAUGGAUCCCAAAAAACGACGGAGAAAGGAAACGACACGCCCACAGAAUACCCGGUACAUUUUCUUGCCUGCAUGGCGCCAUGGAGUUUUCAACCACGGGAACGUCCAAGCCAUGCAGUAAACUCACACCUGUCAAUACUGCAACUUCUUGUACUUGCUUUGCAAACAAACCUUCGCCCCAACAACGGUUUUUUAUGGCUCGGUAUUUCCGUCAAAUCGCCAAUUGAGGAUUAUAUCCGUGUGUGUGUGCGGUACAUACCAUCCUCUUUUUCUUCAUUUUCGAGAGGCUUAGAAAAUGGGAAUAUAAUGCGACCAUGAUAGGUUAUUCUUCAACUGUCUCGUCUUUACUCGCGGCAGAGUAACCUGUUUGACCCAAUUCACAUCAUAUUCUCCUCUCGCCUGACGACUGAAUACUCAUUCUCAUGUGUAUCACGCCCUACUGCCAAAACGAACUGCCGUGUAAUGUGUAUGAGUCCAACUGUCCAAAUGUGCUGUUGCUAGCCCAUCACUCCGACGUGACGUCAAGUGAAUGGAUGAUUUCAUAAUUGUAGGGAGCUUGACUAUAUCGGAGAAUUUCUUAAGCUAUGCCCGCUUGCCCUGGGGAUGAUACGACAUUGCUGUAAGCAUUCGGACCUCUGUCCGUUCAAGAAGUUCCUCGCAGGUUAGUAUCCCGAAGAAGCAGAAUUACACAAGCGGUCUCCGGGAUCCGGAACUCCAUGUACGUCUAGUCUACUUCAGGCGAGCAAGAGCAUUAUCACAUUAUCGGAAACUCGGUGACUCUUUGUUUGGGGAAUAACAAAAAGGCUGUGACGACGAAAAUAGGUUCAAGACAACCAAGGACGCCGGAAUGGAAAUAGUCUAGCAAUAGCGCGGAGCUUGAUGUGAGGUCCCCCCC
Messenger RNA from Colletotrichum scovillei, 2114 nucleotides. RefSeq names its product mmc protein. Gene Ontology annotation, cellular component: fungal-type cell wall. Gene Ontology annotation, molecular function: structural constituent of cell wall. Lineage: Eukaryota; Fungi; Ascomycota; Sordariomycetes; Glomerellales; Glomerellaceae. The record is from RefSeq and is a predicted model, not a curated record. Gene Ontology annotation, biological process: fungal-type cell wall organization. The transcript is spliced from 2 exons. The coding region runs from base 596 to 1024 and encodes 142 amino acids.